AUGCAUGAUGUUAUGGAUUAUUGCCUUCGUACAUAUUUUAAGACAAUUAACUGGAAUGAUGAUAACCAAUAUUCUAAUUUAUGUACGGCUUCACGAGCAAUAUUAGACUUUCAGAUACCACGUGGAUUAACAUUUGCGAUAUCAAAAAUUAAAUUUCCAUUACUCAAGGCAUCAUAUUCGAUGAAUGUUUCACCGAUACUUAAUGGUUCAUUGGGAUAUUUAUUCACAUCACGACCAUUAAAAGUUAAUCCAAGUGAACGUGUAAACUUUAUGGAAAUGAUUGAUAGAUUUCAUAUUAAUUAUAUGCCAAGGAAUUACUCCCCUGAAGUUUUAGAUAAGAAUGAUACUGAAGUAAUUAAAGAUUAUUUACUAUAUGGUCGUUUGUUUGUUCCAACUGGUCGUCUUGAAGCUAUUUAUUCCAAGAGAUUUUCUCGAUGGAUGCAAUGUGUCGUCACAGCUGUUAGUGAUCCAAGGUCAAAAGCAGCUUCACACGUUACUACCGAGUUACAAUACGAUGUCGGACAAUGGUGUACUGAAUUGUCUUAUACCACUGAUGGAGAAUUGUUUGGUGUGAGAGGAUUAUACAAUUUUACAAGUCAGAGUCAAGAAGAAACAGAUACAGAUUCUAACAAUGAAGAAAAAAGUUUACAGGAUAAAAAGAAAAAGGAGGACGACAAUUUGAAAGCACCUCUGGUUGAAAGAAAUGUGUUUGACGUAUCAACCGAAUCCGAAGAUGAUGAUGAAGUGGAAUCAUUAAAAGGAGAAUGGUCAAUCGGUGCUGAAUUAUAUUACGGGGUGAGAGAAAGAAGUGGUGGAGUUUCCGCUGGGAUACGUUAUCGAUCGCUCCCACAGUUUUCGUUACAGUCUCCUCUAAGUGUGACUUACCUGAUUAAUCCGAUCAUGGGACAUAUGUCAGCUGCAUUUGCUGCACAAGUAUCUGAUGAUUUGGCAUUAUGUCCAAGAUUCGAAUUUAAUAUGUAUAGCUAUGAAAGUGAUUUGAUGAUUGGCGCUGAAUGGUGGCAAAGAGAACACGAAAGAGAAAGUGAAUCAAAUGGUGAUACUGAUAAUAAAACUUCACAAGGUGAAGUAACCGGAAUCGUAAAAGCUACAGUAGGAACCUCUAGGGGAAUUACACUUUUGUGGGAAGGAAAAUACGGGAAGAUGUUGUAUAGUAUUGGAUUAGUAGCGGAUUUGACUUCUAGAAUAUCACCUAUACGAUCCGUUGGAUUACAAUUUCAGUAUUUUUCGUAG
Molecule: messenger RNA, 1251 nt
Organism: Funneliformis geosporum
Lineage: Eukaryota; Fungi; Glomeromycota; Glomeromycetes; Glomerales; Glomeraceae
Source: the annotation of a GenBank genome assembly